UUGUUUAUUUGGUUUUAUCGAAGUGUCUUUAAUUCACUUGUUCCUAAUGUAACAUGUGAUACAUACUCUUAUCAUGUGCGUGUGUAGCCAAUCCAGCAAUGGUCUCAUCAGAUCCUGAAGCACUGCUACCUCCAAAUCGGGCAAUCGAAAAUUUCAAAUACCUACAACUCGCCAACGCAACAAACAACUUCAGCCUGGAUUCUAGGAUAGGACAAGGUGGAUUCGGCGAUGUAUACAAAGGGAAGUUAGAGAUUAACGGACAGUUAAAGGAUGUGGCUAUUAAGAUGCUUGAUCCGAGUGGUAAACAAGGAACCAAAGAGUUCCUUGCGGAAGUCCUAAUGCUCUCGAUUUUUCGCAACAAAAACCUCGUGAAACUGUGUGGUUAUUGCUGUCAAGGAGAUCAAAGAAGCAUCGUCUAUGAAUAUAUGCCUCUUGGAUCUGUUGAAGAUCAAAUCCACAAUUUCAAAUCUGUACAAGAGGCUUUAGAUUUGAGCACAAGGAUGAAGAUAGCUUUAGGAACAGCUAAAGGGUUAGCGUAUCUUCACGAUGAAGCACAAGUGAUCUAUAGAGAUAUGAAAACUGCAAACAUAUUGCUAGACCAUGAGUUUGAACCGAAGCUCUCUGACUUUGGGCUUGCAAAGCUUGGUCCCGGGGAAGGCAUGUCUCAUGUCACUACUAGAGUUAUGGGAACUCUUGGGUAUUGUGCACCCGAGUACGCGGCUACUGGGAAACUGACGAUGAAGUCUGAUAUUUAUAGCUUUGGAGUUGUGCUGUUGGAGCUUAUCACUGGACGCAAACCUUUUGGGGACUCAACCAUGGGUGCACAACGUUUACUUGUGCAAUGGGCACUGCCAUAUUAUAGGAACCUAAACAUAAGGCAGAUUACAGAUCCAAAGUUAUUAAUACAAGGUCAUCCGUACUUGGAAGAAGCUGCGAGAAGAGCCGUUCAGUUAGCCUAUAUGUGUCUAAGAGAAAACGCAAAAGCUAGGCCAACAAUAAGAGAAGUAGUCAAGGCUCUAGAGGUCAUAGUUGGGGACAUAGUGAGGAAACAUAAAGGCAAGAACAUUCAAUAUAAGCGAGGAGUAGAUAAAGGGAAGAAAAUUGAAGGGUCAACUGUUAGUGAAGAGGAUGAAGAUUUAGAGAGACAAAGAGAUCUUGCUGAUGCUAAGAGAUGGGCUAAGGGUUUAAGAAAUGAAAAGAGAAAAAGAGCAACGAGCUACCAAACCUGA
Raphanus sativus (radish) is the source of this 1229-nucleotide messenger RNA. Its product is annotated as serine/threonine-protein kinase CDG1-like. Gene Ontology annotation, molecular function: protein kinase activity; ATP binding. The record is from RefSeq and is a predicted model, not a curated record. Gene Ontology annotation, biological process: protein phosphorylation. Lineage: Eukaryota; Viridiplantae; Streptophyta; Magnoliopsida; Brassicales; Brassicaceae. The coding region runs from base 99 to 1229 and encodes 376 amino acids. The transcript has 4 exons.